This is a messenger RNA of Poeciliopsis prolifica (blackstripe livebearer), 3290 nucleotides long. Its product is annotated as oocyte zinc finger protein XlCOF6.1-like. Gene Ontology annotation, cellular component: nucleus. The transcript has 3 exons. Gene Ontology annotation, biological process: regulation of transcription by RNA polymerase II. The coding region runs from base 567 to 1874 and encodes 435 amino acids. The record is from RefSeq and is a predicted model, not a curated record. Gene Ontology annotation, molecular function: RNA polymerase II cis-regulatory region sequence-specific DNA binding; DNA-binding transcription factor activity, RNA polymerase II-specific. NCBI's taxonomy places the organism in Eukaryota, Metazoa, Chordata, Actinopteri, Cyprinodontiformes, Poeciliidae.
ACUAGCGUAUAAAUUACAUACUAAUUAAUAUAUCUGGAACAAUUCUAAACGGAAUAGAGCAUAAACAAUUGUGUAAUAUUAGUACCUUCACAGUAACAUUGUUUUAAUUUGGCAGGUUAAUAUUUGGAAGAGGAUGUAGUUUCUUCAGUCAGAACUUUACUUCAAAUUCAUUGGUCAGUUAGCAGGCAGUAACCGGAAGUAGCAACGUUAGCCUGACUGACUAAUCUCACCGUCCCCCGAUAAGAAAAAAUAAAAAAAAUAAACAUUUUUAUGUUUGUGUAAGAACAGGUGUGUGUUGUGUAUUUGAUAUUCUAGUCUUCGCGAUGACGUAGCUUAUUUAAGGCUUAAUAAACGGAGGGAAUGAGUGUUUGACCGACCGUUAGCAGCCAUGUAGCUAAAGCAGCUAACAACAGAAACUUAAUCAGUAUUUCUGGCUCUGACGCGUUUAAAAGUUUUUGCUUUGAGACUACAGGACAAGUCAGUCUGUACCUCUUCUGACCUUGUUGUCAAGCUGAGGACCGAGAGCCUGGAGACAGAGUGGACACAGAACUACUGACCAAGAACAUAUGAAGAUUGAAGGCAAGGACAGUGGAAAGAAAAAGUCAACUGGAUUGAGGAUGUCUGAGGUGAUGAAGGUUGAAGCAUAUGAAACUGGAGGACUCAGGAUGGAGACCCCCAUACCUGCAGCAUCCACAUCAGAACUGGAGCACAAUGAAGACAAGAAGGAUCUCAAUGUUCACAUGAUGGGAGCUAAAGAAGAGGUUCCCCAUGACUGGAGCUCUAGUUUGGACCAGCAGAACUCAAACACCGCCCACAUAAAGGUGGAAGAGGAGGAACUAAGCAUCUAUCUGAAGGAAGAGCAGCUUACUGUGAAAAGUGAGGAUGAAGAGAAACAGGUCAUGGAGCAGAUCAAAACUGAAGAAGAAAGUAAGACAGACAGAGCAACCAGGAGCACAGCAGAGAAGAGAAAAUCAGAUUGCUGUGGAGGACCAGAACCAGACAGGAACCCAAAUCCAGCAUGCUUUUCUCAACAAAGUGAGAUGAUGAUUCACAAAACGAGCCAAAGUUCUCAAUUGUGCUCUAAACCUGCUGUUCAGAGUGGAGUACAAUCAGGAGAAAAGCUGUUUCGUUGCAGUAUUUGUAGCAAAAGUUUCAAAAACAAGAAAUGCGUUAGGUUGCACAUGAUGGUUCAUGUACAAAGCAGGAACCAUAGAUGUGACCUUUGUGGAAAAUGUUUUAAAAAAAACAGUUGCCUUCAGGAACACAUUAGAGUCCACACUGGAGAGAAACCAUUUGCCUGUGAUGUUUGUGGUAGAAGGUUCCAUGCGAAAACAAUUCUUAGAGAUCACCUAAAGGUUCAUUCAGGAGAAAAACCAUUUUCCUGUGAUACUUGUGGUGCAAGAUUUAAAAGAAACGUCUGUCUUACGAAGCACUCGAAGAUCCACGCUGCAGAGAGACCGUUUGUCUGCAGCCUUUGCAGUAAAGAGUUUGUGCACGAAAAUAAUUUCACGAGACACAUGCGUGUUCACACAGGGGAGAAACCGUUCAUUUGUGGUUUUUGUAGUAAAGGAUUUCCUCUACAAACUCGUCUUAACAGUCACAUGCGCGUUCACACAGGAGAGAGACCCUACAAUUGCAGUGUAUGCAGUAGAGCAUUUUCAUAUCAAGAGACUCUAAAGCGACACAUGUCUGUCCAUACUGGAGAGAAACCAUACACCUGCAGUGUUUGCAGUAGAAGCUUUUCACAUAGUGAUACUCUAAAAACCCACAUGCGUGUUCACACUGGUGAGAAGCCAUUUGUUUGUAGUGUUUGUAGUAGGGGAUUUUCACAACAGAGAUACCUUAAUGGUCACAUGAGUGUUCACUCAACAUAGAGUCUUGUUUAAUUUCAGUGUUUGUAGUUGACAAGCAGGUCUAAGAAAUUGAUGAUUGUAUUUUAAGGUCUUGGAAGGAGACACAGAUCAAGCAGCAACAGAUCUCCACUUAACAGAGGUUUGAGAGGGUAGAUUUUAUGAAAAGUAUUUUGCUAAACGCUCCUUCAGCUUUCUUCAAAUUUUCAGUUGGAAAGACCGGAAUGAAGUCAUAAUUCCUACUAGGAAAGUUGGAGCUCACCAGGCAACUCCAUGUUUUCCGUCAGCCGUAUGUGCAUGUGUAGAAUCUAGUGAAAGUUGUUAAAAUAGACUAUUUUCACUUAACAAUGUGUGUCUCAUUUAAUCAGUGGUGCUCACAAAGCUGUAGGAUAUUUACUGAACAUUUCUUAGUCUGUUUCAAUGUAUAAAAUAUGGAGAGAUAUAUAUACUAACCACCUUGUACUUUUAGUUGGCACCAAUACAAAUGGCAAAUCUCAGUUUUCUAGCCUGAGACCAUAAUGCUGUAUUAAGGUUUGAGGUCCAACUCUCUCAGGUUUUAGUUCCUGAUGGAUCCCCACCUCCUUUGGGAGGAAAACCCUCAAAAAGUUUGUAUUCAGGGUGGUGAAGGAUUUGACCAAACCCCUAUAUAUUUUUUUUCUCUUAAUGUCUUGCAGGCAUAUGGGUCCUGUAAAGAGAGCAAAUAUCUACAGACUGACUGGUGCUUCCUGUCAGACAGGAAGUCUCUGUGAUCCACCUGCAGAUGGAUUCAGAGAUGUAGGUGCCUGGAGAGUUCAGAUGUUGAAAUAUGAAUUAGCACAAAACAGAGCAUGCUAAAAUAUACUCAUCUGUGAUGGCACUGAAAUAAUCUUAGGGGCAACCUGCUAAGGCAAAUAUCUAAUAGAAGACAUUAUAUGAUGUAAAUCUAAAGAAAAUAUGUUGUAGUCAACUCUAAAAAGGAUUUGUGCAAUAUUUUACAUUUCCACCAGGCAAAUAGCAUUUGAUAUUUGUUGUUUCAAAGCAAAGUAUUUAGAUAAGCUGAAAUUGUUAUGCUGCCUGCUAAUAUUUUCUCAAAAACCCUAAGCUACUUUUUUAAACCAUUCAAAACAGUGUAAGAGAAAGGUCAGGAUUACAAAAUAGAUUGAACCUACUGACGGACACUCUUUUAAUUCUGUAUAACAGUCUACACCCAGCAAACCCAGUAAGUGCUUUAUAUCCUUGUUUAUGGUAAUUGUUUCUGUAUUCCAGGAAAUGGUGUAUUUCUGCAUAAAGUUUCAAUUAUCUCAAUACACUCAUGCAUUUUGUAGAACCAGCACUUUUUCCACAAUUAUGUACUUUUUCUUUUUGACAUUAACAUAUAUUCUCAACUUUUACAUGAUAUCUGUGUUAAUUCUUAUGUGCCUCUGUGCGAUUUCAACAUUGAGAAAUAAAUGGUAAUUUUAU